UCGCGGGCACCGCGAGCCAAGACCCGGGACCAUCCCGUUAGCGCAGCGCGUGUCGGCCGUGCUCUCCGUGUCUUGCGCAUUUUGACAGAAUGGAUUAGAGGAAACCGAUAAGAAAAAUACAACCGGAGUACGAAUAUUCGGGAUGCUUGUGCUUGUUUAGUUAACUGCGCCUGCGUUUAAUCCGUCUCCAGACCGGAUAGUGACUGCUUUGCAUUCGUGUGCCACCAGCACCGUGACAUGUGUGCGCUCGACGCGCGGUGCACUGUAGAGCUGCACUGUAACGCUUUUGAAACGUUUUGAGACUGAAGAACAACUUAAGUCAUGGACUUUUUAUACAAAGUUUUAAACGUGGCUGCUCUUGUGAGCGCUCUCCAGGUGUGUGGUGACGAUGUUGUGAGGUCCAUACAUCCAGGGCUGGAUGUGCUGUCCACAGCCUCACAUUACUGGCCACUGGAUGCAGUGGACGGGAUCCACAGCCUAUUGGACCUCAUUGGGAACAGAACAGGUCAUGUUAAUGGGAGUAAUAUAACACUAAGAGUCCACAACCACACUGUCCUGCCUUCUCAUAAUACUUCUUCUGUGUACACCAAUGACUCUGCCCACACUAACAUUUCCGUCUCUGUAGACAUCGUGGAGGGAGUGGUGAACAAGGGCAUCUAUCUGAGCGGAGACAGCAGUGCCACCUUCCUCCAUUUUGGCAACUAUAAGAACUCGUGCAUCAGUGACCCCAUUCUGUGUGGACCAGAGGGGAUCACGUUCUCCUUCUUCUGGAAGAACCAGGAGUUGGAAUCGCGCUUUGCCAUGACAUCAGGAGGGAAGAUCAUCUCCAACGGCUUCUCCGUGUUCACGAACCCCUUAGGGGGGUACGUGGAGUUCUACACCAGGGGCAACUCCCGACGAUGGAGAGUGCACAUCAAACCGCCAGGACCUUUCUGGACACACAUCCUCUUCACGUGGACUCAGGCCAAAGGCCUGAAGGUCUUCAUAAACGGCACCUUCAAUGUCAGCGACGAGAAAGGACCUGUGUCCCAAAACUACGGCGACACACAGACCGACCUGGUGAUUGGCACCGGCAACAGCCACAGCUAUGGACACUACGUGACCGGCGCCUUUGAUGAGUUUGUCAUUUGGGAGAGAGCUCUUUCACCCACCGAGAUCUGCUUUUACUACAAGGCAGCCACAGGUCAGAAAGCCAAUUACCCUACAACCACUGACUCUCCCUCAUCCUAUGCCAGCUCCACAGACAGUAUGGGUCUGCAGGUGGCCACUACCUUUGCCCAUCUCAUAGUCUCCAGCGUGUCAGAUGAGGUUCCAGUGCUCCAGGACGUCGAGGUGCUGCCUGUUCUGGAUUUCCUGCUGUCUCUGCCCUUCACCCUACCCAACAGGACCAUUCCCCAGAAUGCAGUCCAGAACCUCACCCAGUCCUUUCUGAAGAGCGUGGACGAGGUGAUGUCGUCCAGCCGGAGAGAGGAUGAGGAGUGGACUCCUGUGGUCAGUGGACUCAUAGACACAGUGGACAAAGUCAUGGUGCACAUGGGGUCAAACCUUGAAUCCAACCCAAGCUCCAUUGUCUCCAUUGGGGGGAAAAGCUAUGUUGCAGACUACUCUCUGAUGAAGAUCCCUCAGAACUACAACCUAUCCAGCUAUAGGUUUCCCCCAGAGGGCAAGAGCUAUAUCUCUGUGCCUGGAGAGGCCUUCACAAUGCAGUCCCAGACCACCAUCGUGGGCCUUUUCUACCACAAUAUGCACAUCUACUACAAACAGAUCAGCCCUCUACGAACCAGGAUCGACGAGGCGGUGGAGUUCAAGGACCAUGCGAUCCAGGUGGCCAGCUACCUAAUCUCUCUGAAGGUGGAGCCCUCACCCACCCUCUCAGUCAACCUGUCCACGGAGCCUCUCAUUCGGAUCAUCCUCACCCACCAACUGAACACAGUGCAUCAGAUGCAGGCCUUGAACCAGAGCAGUAAAGUCUUGCUCUACUGUGCUUUCCUGGACUACAGCUCUAAGGAAGGCGUCUGGUCCAACGAGGGUUGUAUGAGAACAGGAGGCAACCUGUCCUACUCCGUGUGUGUGUGCAACCACCUCACCAACUUCGCCAUACUCAUGCAGGUCAUACCUAUGGAGCUCUCCAAGAACCACCAGGUGGCGCUCUCUACCAUUACCUAUGUGGGCUGCUCUGUCUCCAUCUUCUGUCUGGCCAUCACCCUGGUCACUUUCGCCGUGCUCUCGUCUGUGAGCACCAUCCGGAACCAGCGCUACCAUAUACAUGCCAACCUGUCCUUUGCCAUCCUGGUGGCCCAGAUCCUACUGCUCAUCAGCUUCCGCUUUGAGCCUGGCACAAUGCCCUGUAAGGUGAUGGCGGUGCUGCUGCACUUCCUCUUCCUGUGUGCAUUCGCCUGGAUGCUGGUGGAGGGGCUGCACCUCUACAGCAUGGUGGUCAGAGUCUUCGGCUCCGAGGACAGCAAGCACUUCUACUACUACGGAAUCGGCUGGGGGUCCCCGCUGGUCAUCUGUGUGGUGUCCAUAACGUCGUCACUGGACAGUUACGGGGAGGUCGGAAACUGCUGGCUGUCUCUGGAGGACGGAGCCGUUUGGGCCUUCGUAGCACCAGCUCUUCUUGUCAUUACGGUAAAUAUCGGCAUUCUCAUUGCUGUUACCAGGAUCAUCUCCAGAAUCAGUGCAGAGAACUACAAAGUGCACAGAGAUGCUACGUCCCUCAAGCUUACUGCUAAAGCCGUGGCCGUGCUCCUGCCUAUUCUGGGGAUCUCCUGGAUCUUUGGUGUUGUGGCGGUGAAUGAUCACUCUCUGCUCUUCCAGUACCUGUUUGCAGCCUUCAACUCCCUGCAGGGCUUCUUCAUCUUCCUGUUCCACUGUCUGCUGAACUCGGAGGUGAGAGCCGCCUUCAAGCACAAGACCAAAGUGUGGUCCCUAACCAGCAGCUCCAUCCGCAACAUCAACGUCAAGCCCUUCAACUCAGACAUCAUGAACGGUAACAAAGUGGGAGGGAGCCCCACCAAGAUGAACACGUGGGACAAGAGCACCAACUCAGCCAAUCGCAUCGACCUGUCGGCAGUCUAAGAGUUGAGCGGCACAGCGGACGGCCAAUGGCAGCUCAGCAACAGGACUUGGCACGGACAGCAGAAAUAGCGUUUUCGCUCAGACACACUGGCUGUUUUGGCCACAGUUCUUUCCUCAUGUGGCCCCAAGGUUUGGAGAACUUCUCCCGGGACCUGAGAGAAUCUGCUGGUUCUGCCAGCUGGUAGCUGUGUUGGUAGCUGUGUUGGUAGUUGUGUUGGUAGCUGUGCUGGUAGCUGUGCUGGUAGCUGUGUUGUACUCGACUCUGAUGUCCCUCCCACCUCACUCCUCAAACAUUAACAGGGUUUAGAUCAGUAAUACGUUACAGAUGAAAACACAAGAUUCGUGUUGGAUGAGUGUGCUCUGUUAAAAUACAAAAUGUUCUCCUUCUAGUAUUCUAGUAAUUCUAGUAACUGUUGUAUUCCACUGUUGUCUACUACUUGAUACUAAACUGUGAUGCAAGAUAUUUGCUGGGGAAGCGAACUCUCCAACAGAGAGCCUAUUACAGCACUCUCUCCUGCUCUGAUCCAAUGAACCACCAAAACAUUAGGCCUGUGUGACAUAUAGACAUUAUAGCUGUUUCCGUCAGGCCUGUGUGACAUAUAGACCUUCUAGCUGUUUCCAUCAGGCCUGUGUGACAUAUAGACCUUCUUAUAUUUUCCAUCAGGCCUGUGUGACAUAUAGACCUUCUAAUAUUUUCCAUCAGGCCUGUGUGACAUAUAGACCUGCUAGCUAUUUUCAUCAGGCCUGUGUGACAUAUAGACCUUCUAUCAGUAUCCAACAGACCUGGAUGACAUAUAGACCUUCUACCAGUUUCCAUCACGCCUGUGUGACAUAUAGACCUUCUAAUAUUUUCCAUCAGGCCUGUGUGACAUAUAGACCUUCUAAUAUUUUCCAUCAGGCGUGUGUGACAUAUAGACCUUCUAGAAGGUUCCAUCAGGCCUGUGUGACAUAUAGACCUUCUAGCAGUUUCCAUCAGGCCUGUGUGACAUAUAGACCUUCUAGCAGUUUCCAUCAGGCGUGUGUGACAUAUAGAACUUCUAAUAUUUUCCAUCAGGCCUUUGUGACAUAUAGACCUUCUAGCAGUUUCCAUCAGACCUGGGUGACAUAUAGACCUUCUACCAGUUUCCAUCAGACCUGUGUGACAUAUAGACCUUCUAGCUGUUUCCAUCAGGCCUGUGUGACAAUAAGAACUUCUAGAUGUUUCUAUUAGGCCUGUGUGACAUAGACCUUCUACCAGUUUCCAUCAGACAUGUGUGACAUAUAGACCUUUUAGCUGUUUCCAUCAGGCCUGUGUGACAUAUAGAACUUCUAAUAUUUUCCAUCAGGCCUUUGUGACAUAUAGACCUUCUAGCAGUUUCCAUCAGACCUGGGUGACAUAUAGACCUUCUACCAGUUUCCAUCAGACCUGUGUGAUAUAUAGACCUUCUAGCUGUUUCCAUCAGGCCUGUGUGACAAUAAGAACUUCUAGAUGUUUCUAUCAGGCCUGUGUGACAUAGACCUUCUAGCAGUUUCCAUCAGGUCUGGGUGACAUAUAGACCUUCUAGCAGUUUCCAUCAGACAUGUGUGACAUAUAGACCUUUUAGCUGUUUCCAUCAGGCCUGUGUGACAUAUAGAACUUCUAAUAUUUUCCAUCAGGCCUUUGUGACAUAUAGACCUUCUAGCAGUUUCCAUCAGACCUGGGUGACAUAUAGACCUUCUACCAGUUUCCAUCAGACCUGUGUGAUAUAUAGACCUUCUAGCUGUUUCCAUCAGGCCUGUGUGACAAUAAGAACUUCUAGAUGUUUCUAUCAGGCCUGUGUGACAUAGACCUUCUAGCAGUUUCCAUCAGACCUGGGUGACAUAUAGACCUUCUACCAGUUUCCAUCAGACAUGUGUGACAUAUAGACCUUUUAGCUGUUUCCAUCAGGCCUGUGUGACAUAUAGACCUUCUAGCAGUUCACUCUCAGUGUCGUGUGAGCAUAUACCCGCUGCAGUGGACCCAGUGACACAGCACCUGACACCACACACACAGCCCAGUGUGUCUCCUCCCAUGUGCUCGUAGAGAAAAAUGGUUUAUGUAAUUGUGGAACUCGCUGGGUCCGUUUUUUCCCUCACUCUUAUGAUGUUCUCGUCCUCCAGAAAUGUCCCACACCAUAAAUGGUCUUAAUGCAGCUUUUGCAAUGAAGCUCAUCAAAUGUUCAGCCUCGUGGAGAAUCCAGACUUGUGCAAGUCACAUUUUAACAUACUUCAAAUCUAUAAGGUUCCCAGCUAUGAGUUAAGACCCUAACCCUAACUCUAUACAGAGGAGGACGCUCGGACACCAGCUGUCACUGAACAGGUCCAAACACUGAACACUGGACAGGCUCUCCGAUCAGUCAUCAUGGCGUCACGAUGUUGUUGAACAGUAAUAUGUGAAAUCACUCAUUCAUUGAUUUACUGUGACUGUGUAUGAGUCUUUUAAAUGGUUGUCCAGGUUGAUGCUGGAUGCUGACACCACCAUGAGAAACUCGAUAUAUCAGGAUAUCAGUACAUCCCAUAUUUCCAUUGAAUUUCAUUGAAAUGAAAACGAUAGUUGAAAUAGUGAAAGUGAGGAGUGGAUCUUUGUCAUUAAGACAUGCUUCACCGCUCAUUCUGAAUGGAACACUUCUGCUCUGGCAAAUCACUCUCACAGUCAGUGCUCGGCAAUCAGAAGUCAGUGGUCAGUAGUCAGUAGCUUCCCAAAUCAUUUGAGCCUCGUUUUCCCAUGCGGACGCUCUGUUAUUCCCAGUAAAGUAAACCAAGUGUAUGUUCAGGCUUGGUGUCCACCUCUAGGGCUCUUUCUACCCUCUGCUUGUGUACGCAUUUGUCAUCGUCAGUAAAAUGAUUCCCAUUGCAAUUCAGUACAUUCUGAAUCGUUAGGUCAGUACCUACUUAAUACUCUGGCCAAAUGCUGGUGGGAAAACAGCUCCCAGCUGAGGGAAUGUCACACUGAGGACCUGUGAAAUGUGACAGGCUUAGUAUCCAGGCUCGGGUCACGAGGUCGGAAUUCACCCUCUAAGAGCUUGCUACAUCUGUAGAGCUCCGCUAAGAUGACAGCGUGACACGUUAAAAAAACGCGGCGGGUGGGUCGCCACGUAGCCGUCUCAGAUCUGUCCGAAGGCUAGCUAGUAACGGCGCAGAUGCUCCGCGGCACUUUUUUCAGGAAAAAAGUCCAGCUUCCGAGCCAGAAUGGAACUGGAAUGGGGGGGUUUCCAAUGGAAGUCAAAGUUCUUCAUCUACAUUCAGUUAUUACACUCGAACAGCUGCCUUGUACCAUAGUUAUUUAAGGUGUUAAAUUAUGUAACAUUGUAUUUUGCUUUGUUUUUUGGUUGUUGUUUUUGUUGUAUUUGUUUGCUUAUUUUACUCUGGAGAAUUCUCCUAAAAGGGACAUUCAGUGUUUCGCACCAUUUCAUGUGCGGCCUUUAUGUUUAGUGUAGAUGUAAGGUGUGAAGUGUGCCAUCGCAUCACUCCUCACUCCUAACAGACAGACGAUAUGUCUGCUCGCCGUCACGUGAUCCGCCUCUGCUGACGGACACGCGCGUGGCCGGGUUGAAGGAAACAGGGAUGCGGUAUGAAGGCCACGCUCCACGUCUGCAGGGAGCGCACACACGCGGACCUCAGACUCGUCACGCUGAGACGUAAGGCACGCAGGGAGGAGAACACGACGACAGUAGUGAUGAUGGGGAGGGAGCUCUGUGUGUUUUGAGUUUUGUCUGUGUACAGACGUCAGAGCUGUUUGGAAGACCAACCACGUGAGUCAGGUGCCUUCUCCGAAGCCUCGGUUCUUUUUCUUACUGUACUGUCUGUCAUAGAAAUAGAGUUUUGGUUUAUGGUUGUUUAUUUGUUUGUCUGUGUUUAAUCCUGACAAAGAAAGUGAGACUUACACUCUUCCAUUAAAGUGAACAAAAAUAAAGCUCGAUGUAUAGCAGUA
Molecule: messenger RNA, 7006 nt
Organism: Electrophorus electricus (electric eel)
Lineage: Eukaryota; Metazoa; Chordata; Actinopteri; Gymnotiformes; Gymnotidae
Gene: adgrd1
Product: adhesion G protein-coupled receptor D1
Biological process (GO): cell surface receptor signaling pathway; adenylate cyclase-activating G protein-coupled receptor signaling pathway
Cellular component (GO): plasma membrane
Molecular function (GO): G protein-coupled receptor activity
Source: RefSeq, a predicted model, not a curated record